Messenger RNA from Folsomia candida, 1479 nucleotides. RefSeq lists its product as uncharacterized. The coding region runs from base 386 to 1432 and encodes 348 amino acids. The transcript is spliced from 8 exons. The record is from RefSeq and is a predicted model, not a curated record. NCBI's taxonomy places the organism in Eukaryota, Metazoa, Arthropoda, Collembola, Entomobryomorpha, Isotomidae.
AUUGCUAGAGGUCAGGAACCAGUUUAGUAAAUGACGACAAGAAGUAACUGCGCUAUGAUAUGCAUUUCAAUAUUGUGUGUGCACACACAAGUCGUUUUUACUUUGGUCACUUUAAAAUAUGCGAAAUUGGAUUCGGGCAUUGACAAGAAAGACUGAAAAUUAUACACGAUUGCUGUGUUUUAUCAUCGUCUCGUUUUAUUAUACGAGAUAAAAUUUCUGUUGCUAGCAAUAUGUGAUGAUCACAAGGCUUUUGGGGUCAGCAAGUUUCAGAAUGUCUCAUCUUGGUUUUCAUAUUAUCAGCAUCGAUCAUUCAAUCUAAAUCAGUUUAAAACAUAAUUGUGCAGUUGUCACUUGCUAUUUAAGGGACUAGUUAUUUUGGGGCAAAAUGCAAAGUUUGACAAAAAUGAAGAGUGAGAGUGCAUUUAUAUCUGCAUCAGUUUUAACUUUGUUACUCCCCAUAUCAGUUUACUUGAUACUUGUGGCUGUGGAAAUUAAAGGCCACGGGAGAUUAAUGAACCCACCCGCACGAAAUGCAAUGUGGAGGUUCGGAUAUGCAGUACCUACAAAUUACGACGACAAUCAGCUUUGGUGUGGUGGGGCUCAAAAAUAUUAUGAGAAUGGAGAAAAAUGCGGCGUAUGUGGUGAUGACUUCGCUGAACCCAGCCCAAGAGAUCAUGAAACUGGGGGACAGUUUGCGAACGGUAUCGUGGUAAGAAGAUACGCUCCUGGACAGAUCAUUGAGACUGAAAUACAAAUCACAGCCAAUCAUUUAGGUUAUUUUGAGUUCAAAUUAUGUCCUGUAAAAGACGAAACGAAGGAAGUGACUGAAGAUUGUCUCAAUGAAAACACGUUAAAAGUUUUGAAUGGGGAAACAUGGGAUACAAAAUAUUACGUGACCUCGGAUGAAAUGGCCAAAGACUUUAUUGUAAAGGUCAAGCUGCCACACCACCUCACUUGCAACAGAUGCGUAAUGCAGUGGACGUACAUUGCUGCGAAUACUUGGGGGGUAUGUCCAAAUGGGACAGAAGCCAAAGGAUGUGGACCCCAAGAAGUCUUUAAAAACUGCGCAGACGUUGGGAUCAUUAUGAAUUCUGGAUCGUGGCCACCUGGCAAGCAACCUAUUUUCGUUACACCUCCUCAAAAUGCAAUUUUAGAACCAGAAAAGGAAGGCGAUAAUGGCAAAAGAAAAUAUCUGGUUGUGAAGUCUCAAGUUUGUGUGGCUACUAAGGAGAAUCCAGGGAUUGAUGAUUGGUGUCAAAAAAAUUGUCUCCGGUACCCACAAAACUGCCCAGAAGACAAAUGCAAAUGUUUACAAGGUUGUCACGCCAUUGGCAGCUUUAAGGAAAAUGAUGGAGCUGACUCCUACUGCCAGUACAACUGCUUAGUAAAUCCGCCUAAAAACUGUACUGCUGAAAGGUGUUUAUGCUUUUAGGUGAAGAUUUGCUUAACAGAAAAUAAAAUAUAACCGUCAUAUGUUAA